GGGAGCUAGGACUCCUGGGUUCUAUGCCCAGCUCUGGGAGGGGAGUAAAGUCUAGUGGGCUAGAGGAGGGGAAGCUGGGAGCGAGGACACCUGGGUUCUCUCCCCAGCUCUCGGAAGGGAAGUUCCCCUUGUUACCUGUCACCUCCUGCUCUUUAUUUUCAUACCUCUGUUUACGAAACUGGGUGUAUCUGUAUUUCCCUCCCCUCAACUUUCCCUGUCCCAUUCAGGAUUCUGUCCCAGGUGCAGCUGGAGGGCCGUGGGCCAUGAGAGGUCUAAUCUGCCUGCUGGCCAUUCGGCUGCUGCUGGAGCUGCCCAUGCUGGAAGCUUGUGAGCAGCCAAUGGAAUCUCCCCGCAUUGUGGGGGGUAAUGAUGCCAAUAAUGGGUCCUGGCCCUGGCAGGUCAGUAUCCGUGAAGGCAGCAACCAUGUCUGCGGAGGGUCCCUCAUUGCUGAGAGCUGGGUGGUGUCGGCAGCUCAUUGCUUCAAUGGGGACAAGUCUGCCUAUCAUGUGAACCUAGGGGAAUAUCAGCUCCUGAACCCCUCUGAAAGUCUGGUAUCUUUUCCCAUCAAGAAUAUUUACUGCCAUCCCAGCUACACUGAUAUCAGGUCCAGCGGUGACAUUGCACUGGUGGAGUUGGAAACCCCUGUGAACUUCAACAGAGUUAUCCGCCCCAUCUGCCUUCCAGACUCCUCUGUGGAGUUCCCCACGGGCAUGGAGUGCUGGGUGACCGGCUGGGGUAACACUAAGUACGAAGAGAGCCUGACAGCCCCCAAAACGCUGCAAGAGGUGCAGGUGCCCCUGAUAGACAGAGACGCCUGCAACAGCCUCUUCAAAAUCGGCUCAUAUGCGGUCGACCCUCAGGAGAUCGAUCCCAUCAAGCAGGAUAUGAUCUGCGCAGGGUAUCCGCAAGGGGAGAAAGAUUCGUGUCAGGGCGACUCCGGGGGACCCUUGGUCUGCGAAUGUGACAGCGCGUGGUUCUUGGCCGGGGUGGUGAGCUGGGGCGUGGAAUGCGGGAACCCCAAUCGCCCGGGGGUCUACAUCCUGCUGCCCCCCUACGCCGAAUGGAUCCAGGGAUACGUUCCCACCCUAUCCUUCACCAUUAGUAGCAUGUCAGUCAUGCCGUGCAACAGUGCCAGUGCUAGCCCAUUGGGGGUCCUAAGGAAUAUUUUGGGGGCCUCCUCCACCCACACAACAUUAAAACAGGCAAAGCAGAUAAGGGGCCUGCUUGGGCUGCUCGGGACCCUAAGUCAUUGCCUGGCACCGGCUCUGCCUGCCGUGCUUCUCGCUGCAGCUGUCCCCAUGAUCCUGUAAGAUGCACCCCCCAUGCCCCAGCACAUCUCUCCAGGCCCCCAUGAAAGCCACCUCCAAAUGGGGUUUCAGCUCAUCACUGCCUCAGAUUGGUGCAUGGCCCUGAUCCCAACUGGGCCUGUGCAAAUGCUGCUAAUGCUAACGAGGGUGCAAAGGGUCCUGAUUUCCUCCAGCAGGGGGCAGCAGGGACACACACACACACACACACAUGCGUGCACACAGACAGAGCAGGGCCCAUCCCUCCAGCAGGGGGAGCAGGGACACACACACACAGAAGCAAUCAAGCCAUAGCCUCCCUCUCCCACCUGCUUCAAUGCCAGACUGUGUCCUUAUAUCCUUCUAUUCUCUGCCCCCACCUCUUUAUCCCUCUCUUCGGCUCUUUGCCAGCCACCCCACAGGCCCCUUCGAGGCCUCUCUACCCUCCUCUUCUGGAUGCCAAAAUAUCUCUCUGCUUUCAGGAAGGGACUGUUAUUUCCUUUUCCUCCACUCUCUGUAAUUAUCUUUCCUGGCCUGUUUCCCCUGCAGCUCCACUUCUCUGGCUUGCUUUUCCCUUUCCAUCUUCCCUGCCUCAGUUUCCCCACCGCACACCCAGACACCGGCACUGCAUUGGCUUGUGGGGGGCCUCCAUCCUCCUAGCCUCACUACCUCAUGUGGUGCUGCAUCAGCUGCUGCCCCAUUGCCCCAUCAAACCUCUUAUGCAAUAGGCUUGUGCCUGGGAGAACGUGGGGUGGGGGCAGCAUGCACAGACCCUGGGCAAGCCCACGGAGAUAGGGGGACCAGGUGACUUAGCCCUGCAGCACCCCCAUCUGGCUGUGCUGAGAAUUGCAGACUGUGACCAACCCAAGCCCCAAGAUAAUUUAAGUUCCCCUCUACCUCUUAGGGAUCGGGGAGGAUUUGAACCCAUGGCAGGGAUGGUGCUAAGAGCACAGCCACAAGAGAUCACUGCAGUCCUCCAGUCUAGCCUCAUGCACGGCACAGCCCAGAUGGCCCAACCCAGGCCUCCCUUCAGCCCAUAUGUGAUGGCUGAGCUAGCCAUCUUAGAAAGAGUGUCAUAAAUAUAGAGAGAAGGGUAGCAUAAAAUCCCUCCUUGGCAGCUGGACUGAAUCGCCUUACCUGUAAGGGGUUAAGUAGGUCUAAUAACCUAGUUGGCUCCUGACCAGAAGGACCAAAGAGGAAAGAAGAUACUUUCACAUCUGUGGGGGGAGGGUUUGUUUGUAGCUCUCUCUUUGUUGUUCCCUCUAUGGACGGAGAGAGAGGCCAAGCAGGUACAACAUCUCCUGAAAAUAUACCUGGAAUAAUCCAUCUAAAAUCACAGAAAUUGUAAGUAAGGCAAGGAAAUGCGUUAGGUUAUCCUCUGUGUUUUAAAUCUUUUUAUUGACCCUGUAAAGUUACCUUCCAUCCUGAUUUUGCAGGCGUGAUUCUUUUACUUUUUCUUUAUAAAUAAAGUUCUUCUUUUAAGC
Messenger RNA from Chelonia mydas (Green sea turtle), 2767 nucleotides. Its product is annotated as serine protease 27-like. The transcript has 5 exons. Gene Ontology annotation, biological process: proteolysis. The record is from RefSeq and is a predicted model, not a curated record. Gene Ontology annotation, molecular function: serine-type endopeptidase activity. NCBI's taxonomy places the organism in Eukaryota, Metazoa, Chordata, Testudines, Cheloniidae. Bases 24 to 1310 code for a protein of 428 amino acids.